Molecule: messenger RNA, 1398 nt
Organism: Aspergillus alliaceus
Lineage: Eukaryota; Fungi; Ascomycota; Eurotiomycetes; Eurotiales; Aspergillaceae
Product: putative CUE domain protein
Exons: 1
Coding region: 1-1398 (465 amino acids)
Biological process (GO): DNA repair; DNA alkylation repair
Cellular component (GO): nucleus
Molecular function (GO): ubiquitin binding; zinc ion binding; dioxygenase activity
Source: RefSeq, a predicted model, not a curated record
AUGGACCGUUUCAUCACUCGAAAGAGGCCACGGGCCAGCUCGCCAGCCCCACAGGCGCCGUCACCAUCAGACUCGCCGCUUGCCGAUGAAGACUCAACUGAUGUAAAGUUAGCACUGCUCGUGUCGCUUUUCCCGGAUAUCCCACACGAAGCACUACUAGAUAUCCUCGUAUCUUGCAGUGGAUCAGUAGAAGACGCCACAUCCACAAUUACAUCUGAAACCUCUCCCACUAAAAAGCGGGCGGCCUCUGGGACACCAGCUGUACAGACGUCUUUGACAUCUCUUGUCCAACCUGAUGCAGGGAAAGGACCACCAACCAGAAGAAGGCCACUAACUAAGAAGGGCCAAACGCUACAUCUGUUCUCCCCAGAGGACGUCGCAGCCCACACGCCAUGUACAAUUAUCCACAAUUUCCUGCCAGCGGAGCAGGCGAAUGCGCUACUCCUAGAACUUUUAGAGGAAUCCAAACAUUUCUCCAGAUAUAAGUUUCAGCUAUUCGAUCGAACCGUUGAGAGUCCUCACUCUGCGAGCGUAUAUGUGUCCACACCACAGGAAUACCGCCAACACACGUCAGAAUACACAUAUGGCGGGACCUACCGGUCGAAUGUGCGUCAGAUUACACCCCAUAUGCGAGCUGUUUCCGCCAAGGUGCAGCACACUGUGAAUGAUGAAGUUCAUCGUCGGAUCAAAACCUUCUACCCCGGGGGGAAGAAGCUCAAAUAUCAGUCUCCUAAAGAAUGGAUGCCGAACGCGGCAUUUGUCAAUUGUUACGAUGGCCCCGCAGAGAGCGUUGGGUAUCACUCGGAUGAACUAACCUAUCUUGGCCCACGGGCUAUCAUCGGUAGUUUGAGCCUCGGCGUGGAACGAGAAUUUCGUGUCCGGCGCAUUGUACCUAGCGACGAUGAUGAAGACACGCAGAGUGAGAAAGACAGGCCUACGCCACAGUCGGAGCCGAAACAGUCACGAAUAGCAUCCGACGUUCGCGCCGACGCUCAAGGCCAAAUCUCCAUCCAUCUCCCUCAUAACUCCUUGCUGGUUAUGCAUGCUGAAAUGCAAGAAGAAUGGAAACAUGCUAUUACGCCUGCCCAGACAGUCUCUCCACACCCUCUGUCUGGCAACCGCCGCAUUAAUAUCACUUACCGCUGGUAUCGAGACUCCCUCCAUCCACGGAAUAACCCCCGUUGUAGGUGUGGCAUGCACGCCAUUCUACGAUGUACUCAACGCAAGCGGGAAAGUAGGGGUAAGUAUAUGUGGAUGUGCUAUGCCGGCUUUGCGCCUGGUAAGAAGAGUUGUGGAUUCUUUCAGUGGGCUGAGUUCGACGAUGACGGGGAACCUGUUUGGAAUAAGAAGCAGUCUGAAGAUAAUGUGUCUAUAUUGAGAAAUUUUGUAGAUGAAUGA